Emiliania huxleyi CCMP1516 is the source of this 2214-nucleotide messenger RNA. RefSeq names its product gamma-glutamylcysteine synthetase (gene GSH1). Gene Ontology annotation, molecular function: glutamate-cysteine ligase activity. Lineage: Eukaryota; Haptophyta; Isochrysidales; Noelaerhabdaceae. Gene Ontology annotation, biological process: glutathione biosynthetic process. The record is from RefSeq and is a predicted model, not a curated record. The coding region runs from base 1 to 2214 and encodes 737 amino acids. The transcript has 5 exons.
AUGGGUGUGCUGCCGAGAGUGUCCCAGCGACCAACCAGCUCUCUCCAACAACGCAUAUCCCCUGCCACAGGCUUCCUCGUCGACGCCUCGCCUCUCGAUUGGGAGGACUCGCUCGAGGUGGUCAAGUACGUGCGCCAGCACGGUAUCGAGCAGUUCAUCCGGCACUACCGCCGCGUCGAGGCCAUCGAGGGCGACAUGCUGCGGUGGGGCGAUGAGCUCGAAUACGGCAUCUUCAAGAUCGACGAGCAGGGCCACAGCGUCAGGCUCUCACUGCGAGCUCCCGAGAUUAUGAAGCAGCUGCGACAGAGGGAAGAGGCAGCCGGCGACUCGGCCGGCCAGAGCUGCGCGUGGAUGCCGGAGUUUGGCUCUUGGAUGGUGGAAGGGACGCCCGGCCAGCCCUAUUCGGGGUAUGCUGCCGACCUUCUGCUUGUGGAGCGCAACAUGCGCAUCCGCAGGGCCCGCCUCCUCGCGGCCCUCGCCGCCGACGAGAUCUGCCCCACGGUGACGGCCUUCCCGCUGAUGGGCGUUGGCUCCUGCUCUCACCCGCCCGCCGAUCCAAAGCCGGGCCUCUCCGAGUCGCUCUUCGUGCCGGACGAAGUCAUCAACCCCGCGCCCCGCUUCGGAGCGCUCGUCGCCAACAUCAGGCGGCGGCGCGGCUCAAAGGUCGACAUCUGGAUGCCGCGGUUCGCCGACGAGAAGACGCCGGCCUUUGAGCGUCACGCGGGCUGCCCCCCGCCGGAGACGCGCGCCGAGGCGCUGCAGAUGGAGGAGGUGUACAUGGACGCAAUGGCGUUCGGCAUGGGCUGCUGCUGCCUGCAAGUCACCUUUCAGACGCGAAACGUCGCAGAGUCGAGGCACCUGUUUGACCAGCUAGCGGUGCUCGCGCCGGUCAUGCUCGCGCUCACCGCCGCCACGCCCAUCGCGCGCGGUGUGCUGCUCGACACCGACGUCCGCUGGGACAUCAUUGCCCAGUCGGUCGACGAUCGCACUCCCGCCGAGCGGGGCAUGGAUGACGGGGCGGCCCGGCACCCGGAGAUGGCCGGAGGAGGGGUGAAAAGGCUGCCAAAGUCGAGAUACGACUCCAUCUCCUCGUUCAUCUGUGACCACCUCGGCGGCAAGGACGAGCAGACACGCACCGAGCGGUACAACGACGUCGACGCGCCAAUCGACGAGGAGGCGCUCCAGACGCUCCUCGACGCGGGCGUGGACGCGGUGCUGGCGAGGCACCUGGCGCACCUCUUCACGCGGGACCCUCUCGUGGUCUACCGCGAGCGCAUCGAGCUCGACGACGAUACCGAGACGGACCACUUUGAGAAUAUCCAGUCCACCAACUGGCAGACGGUGCGCUGGAAGCCGCCCCCCGCCAAGAGCGACUCGCACAUCGGCUGGCGCACCGAGUUCCGCUCGAUGGAGGCGCAGCACGCCGCCUCCCUCUCGCUGCAGGUCCAGCUGACCGACUACGAGAACGCCGCCUUCACCACCUUUGUGGUGCUCGUCUCGCGCGUCAUUCUCUACUUCAACCUGAACCUGUACACCCCAAUCUCGUGCGUCGACGAAAAUAUGAGACGCGCACACGCCCGCGACGCCGGCGGCGACAUGGACUCGAAGCGAGACUCGCGCGCCUCCGCGUCUUGCGGCCGCACCGCGGGCGUGGAGGAGCUCUCGCUGUACGAGGUGAUGGUCGGGCGGGGCGAGUUCAAGGGCCUCGUGCCGAUGGUGCUGACCUACUUGGAAUUGAUCGAGACGGAUAGCGCCACGAUGAGCUCCCUCUCGGGCUACCUUGACUUCAUCGUCGCUCGCGCCAGCGGCCGGCUCCACACGCCGGCCCGGUGGAUGCGCGACUUCGUCUGCUCGCACCCGGACUACCGCCAGGACUCGGUCGUCUCGGAGCGGAUCGCCGCCGACCUGCUCGCCAAGUGCCACCGCAUCGGACUCGGCGUCGAGGCGGCGCCCGCGCUUCUCGGGGACGUCGUGAUCCCGGAGGUCCGCGCAAAGGACGCCUACGCCGCCGCCGACAUGGGCGACUCGCACCGCCUCUCGCGCAUCUCCCGCUCGACCGCCGAGCUGAUGGCGUCGCACCAGUUCCGCUACCAGCUGCAGGAGCGCCGUACCCGGCUCCAGGCGAGCGAGGCCGACCUCCGCAAGAAAUGGGAGAAGACGCGCCACGAGCUGGAGGAGGUGGAGGCGCAGAUCGCCUUUCUGAGCCCGAAGUAG